UUAAAUUGUGAGCUUUAUGUUAAUAAGGACCCUGCUUUCUCUUCGCAGGAGCCGUGAAGUUCAGGAGUCCCGCAGAUAUGACUCCCGGACCACCAUCUUCUCCCCAGAAGGCCGCCUGUACCAGGUGGAGUACGCCAUGGAGGCCAUCGGGCACGCCGGCACCUGCCUGGGGAUUUUGGCGAACGACGGUGUUUUGCUUGCGGCCGAGCGGCGCAACAUCCACAAGCUCCUGGACGAAGUCUUCUUCUCGGAGAAGAUUUACAAGCUCAACGAGGACAUGGCGUGCAGCGUGGCGGGCAUCACCUCCGACGCCAACGUGCUGACCAACGAGCUGCGGCUCAUUGCGCAGAGGUACUUACUGCAGUACCAGGAGCCGAUCCCCUGUGAGCAGCUGGUGACGGCGCUGUGCGACAUCAAACAGGCCUACACGCAGUUCGGAGGGAAGCGCCCCUUCGGGGUCUCGCUGCUGUACAUCGGCUGGGACAAGCACUACGGCUUCCAGCUCUACCAGAGCGACCCGAGCGGGAACUACGGGGGCUGGAAGGCCACCUGCAUCGGCAACAACAGCGCCGCGGCCGUGUCCAUGCUGAAACAAGACUACAAAGAAGGGGAGAUGACCCUGAAGUCGGCCCUCGCCUUGGCCGUCAAAGUCCUGAAUAAGACCAUGGACGUGAGCAAGCUCUCCGCCGAGAAAGUGGAGAUCGCCACGCUGACCCGGGAGAGCGGGAAGACGGUCAUCAGGGUCCUCAAGCAGAAGGAGGUGGAGCAGCUGAUCAAGAAGCACGAGGAGGAGGAGGCCAGGGCGGAGCGCGAGAAGAAGGAGAAGGAGCAGAAGGAGAAGGACAAGUGAGCCGGGCG
Molecule: messenger RNA, 858 nt
Organism: Myotis davidii
Lineage: Eukaryota; Metazoa; Chordata; Mammalia; Chiroptera; Vespertilionidae
Gene: PSMA4
Product: proteasome subunit alpha 4
Exons: 8
Coding region: 17-850 (277 amino acids)
Biological process (GO): ubiquitin-dependent protein catabolic process
Cellular component (GO): proteasome core complex; cytosol; nucleus
Source: RefSeq, a predicted model, not a curated record